UUGUCCGUUAUUAUUUUGGGGUUUUUUCUCUACUCCAGGGUUUAGCCUCUUCGUCUCUCAAACUCUCUGCGUCUCUCUGUGUCGCAUGGCGUCACUCUGCUCUGCUUCACUCACGGACCCACCAGCCCCAUACGCAAAGUAGAGAGCCCCUCAAGCCCUCAGCGUAUUCACAGGUUUACCGCCAAGCGCACCAAGACGGCACCUUGUUGUAUAAGCAGCUGCGGAAGCAAGCUGGGCAGAGUUGGGAGAGUGAUGGCUAUGGGUUUGUCUACCCAAACCGGUCCCCUGGGACCGUCUUGCCCCUCCUAUUCCUUCUUUUCCCGGUCUUGUUCCCGCCCUUCUUGUUUUUCCUUUUCUUGGUCCCUCUUGGCUUCCUCUAAAGCCCUGCACAGACAAGGAGGAUGGACAAUCCAGAAUAACAAGAAUUUCCAGACGAUGUCUCAUUGUUGGAGGCUUCAGUGUCUUUCAAAUUCAGCUAAGAUGGUAUUUUACUCCAGAGAUCAGGAUAAUUAUAAUGGAAGUAUCUUAGAAAAACCAAUUAUUGACCCUCGAAGUGUAGAUAAAGAAGGGGCAAAGGUUUCAAGAAAUUCUAGUGGACUACAAAUUCCGGAGUUUGGGCGUAGUAUUCCUCAAAGACCUAGUGGUGCCACCGCUGUUGAAAUUACAGAGUCUGGUGGCUUUGGGGAUUGUUGUACUCGUUCCGAUAAAAAAAGUUGGGAAUAUGAGAAAGAAAUGCUGAAAUUUUGCAGGGAAGCCUCGAAAAAUGGUAGUAAUCGACCACAUGGAACAAGUUGUCAAGCAAGCAUGUUUUCUACAAAUUUUGGACAGAAUGUUAUGACUCAUGUUGAUCAUGCUGCACCUGUUUCAGCUUCAAAGCCAGCAUCUGCCAUACCUUCUGGCCCAGCUUCCGCUGAACUAAAAUGUGGAGGAGACAGAAAUAUAGCUGUGAAAGAUGUGAAUGGUAGGCGAGGUCUAUGUUCAACAGAACAUUUAGAAAAGGUUGCCCAGCCCAGUGUGUCCACAUCAAGGAACUUGGAGGAGAAAAAAGAAACAAGUUCUGGACCUAUCGAUGGUUCAGUCAACACCUCCACUAGUAAUGCGGCAUAUUGCCAGCCAAAUCUUCAUGAGAGGCUUAAUAGCCUCUAUGACAGUGUUCUUGUUGUUGAUAAUGUCACCAUAGCAAAGGAGGUUGUCGGGAUGCUUACAAAUAAGUACAGACAUCUUGUCCAUGCAUGCGACACUGAGGUUGCAAAGAUAGAUGUGAAGCAAGAAACACCUGUUGAUCAUGGGGAAAUUAUAUGCUUCAGUAUAUAUUCUGGACCAGAAGCAGAUCUCGGAAAUGGGAAGUCCUGUGUGUGGGUUGAUGUUCUUGAUGGUGGUGGUAGGGAUCUUUUGGAUGAAUUUGCUCCAUUCUUUGAAGACCCAUCCAUCAAAAAGGUUUGGCACAACUAUAGCUUUGAUAACCAUGUUAUUGAGAACUAUGGGCUUAGGCUUUCCGGUUUUCAUGCUGACACAAUGCAUAUGGCACGGUUGUGGGAUUCGUCAAGGCGAACUGUGGGUGGGUAUUCUCUUGAAGCACUUACUGGCAACAAAAGUGUAAUGUGUGGGGCUCAACUUUGCCAUGAAGAUGAGUUGUUUGGGAAAGUCUCAAUGAAAACCAUCUUUGGUAGGAAAAAAAUUAAAAAAGAUGGAUCUGAAGGCAAAAUGAUCACCAUUUCUCCGGUCGAAGAGCUACAAAGAGAAGAGCGGAAACCAUGGAUUUGUUAUUCUGUCUUAGAUGCAAAAAGCACACUAAAGCUUUAUGAGAGCUUGAAAUGCCUACUAUCGAAUAUGGCAUGGAUACUUGAUGGAAAACCAAUUUCUGGAAAAUCCAUGUUUGACUUCUACGAGGAGUAUUGGCGUCCAUUUGGUGAGCUUUUGGUUAAAAUGGAAACUGAGGGAAUGCUAGUUGAUCGGGCAUAUCUCUCUGAGGUGGAGAAGGUAGCCAAAGCAGAGCAAGUGGUUGCUGCUAAUAGAUUUCGCAACUGGGCGUCCCAGUAUUGCCCUGAUGCCAAGGACAUGAAUGUGGGAAGUGAUACACAACUACGUCAGCUCUUUUUUGGUGGCAUUGCAAACAGAAAGGAACCCAACGAGUUUCUUCCCUGUGAGCGGAUUUUCAAAGUUCCUAAUGUUAAUAAAGUGAUUGAAGAUGGCAAGAAGACUCCCACCAAAUUUCGCAAUAUUAGGCUGCAUAGGAUCCUUGAGACUCCGCUGCCAACUGACAUAUUCACAGCAUCUGGUUGGCCCUCAGUUAGUGGUGAUGCUUUGAAGACCCUGGCUGGAAAGGUUUCUGCAGAAUAUGAUUUUAUGGAUGAUGCUUCCGAUCAGCAAUUGAAUGACAAUGUUGAAAAUGCUUCUGAAAAUGAAGUUUCAGUAGAACAAAAAUCAACUGGUGACGUUGACAAUUCAGCUUAUGGAAUGGCUUUUUGUGCUUUUGAAGAAGAAGAGAAGGGGAGGGAGGCUUGUCAUGCAAUUGCUGCUUUAUGUGAAGUUUGCUCCAUUGACUCCUUGAUAUCCAACUUCAUUCUCCCCUUGCAGGGAAGUAAUAUAUCGGGCAGUAAUGGGCGUAUUCAUUGUUCAUUAAAUAUCAACACAGAAACUGGGCGCUUAUCAGCUAGGAGACCAAAUUUACAGAAUCAACCUGCCUUAGAGAAGGACCGGUAUAAGAUCCGUCAGGCUUUCAUAGCUGCACCUGGGAAUUCCCUUAUUGUUGCAGAUUAUGGGCAACUGGAACUUCGGAUUCUUGCGCAUCUUGCGAGUUGUAAGAGCAUGCUGGAUGCCUUUAGAGCUGGUGGAGAUUUCCAUUCUAGGACUGCAAUGAACAUGUACCCAUACAUUCGUGAAGCAAUUGACAAAAAGCAAGUGCUUCUUGAGUGGUAUCCUCAACCCGGUGAAGAGAAACCCCCAGUUCCGCUAUUAAAGGAUGCCUUUGCUUCUGAAAGAAGGAAAGCUAAAAUGCUCAACUUUUCCAUUGCAUAUGGAAAAACUCCAAUGGGGCUUGCCCGGGAUUGGAAGGUUUCUGUUGAGGAAGCAAAGGAAACAGUUGAUCUGUGGUACAGUGAUAGAAAAGAGGUGCUGACCUGGCAAAAAAAACGUAAACAAGAGGCCCGUGAUAAACAGUUUGUGUGCACAUUGCUAGGACGUGCCCGCCGGUUCCCUUCAAUGGCCAAUGUUUCCACCUAUCAGAAAGGUCACAUUGAGCGAGCUGCUAUCAACACCCCAGUGCAGGGUAGUGCCGCUGAUGUUGCCAUGUGUGCCAUGUUAGAAAUAUCAAAAAAUGUACGGUUGAAGGAGCUCGGGUGGAAGCUACUUUUACAGGUUCAUGAUGAAGUAAUCUUGGAAGGACCAACAGAGACAGCUGAAGUUGCAAAGGCUAUAGUUGUUGAAUGUAUGUCUAAACCUUUCAAUGGCAAGAACUUCCUUCAAGUUGACCUAUCAGUUGAUGCCAAGUGUGCUCUAAACUGGUAUUCUGGCAAGUAGCCUAUCGCAAGGAUGACGGUGGAUUUUGGUUCAAAGCUCUGUAGUGAGGUACUUUUGCCAUAUCGAGGAUGGAGUUCUGUGCUAGCAACGUGAGCAUUAAUUAUCUUUGCCGAUGAUACAAUUGCAACCAACCUGGAAAUCAGGCCUCAUCAUAUUUGGGCAGAUGUAAGAUGUUUUUGCCAUCUUUGAUGUUGCAGUGUUCCUGGUACGACCGGGGGGUUGAGGAUGUAAGGAGGCUGCACUAGUGAGAAGUGUGCUCAGUCCCUGUAUAUAGGAAUUCUUAACAAUUUUUAAUCAGUCGUUUCCUUGUAACUGUUUGGGUGUUAGCGGGUUCAAUGUUUCUGCAUAGAAAUCAAAGCCUAACUCCAUUUUCCAAGCAUUUUUUGUUUUUAUUUUGUUUUUGUUUGAAUAGCUCUAUAUGGCCCUUUGUUCUCCUCCCUCCUCUUUCAUUUCGGUUGCGAGUUUAAAUGGCUCACUGCAUCAUUCUGCUUACAGUAACCUGUAAAAUUACUAUUGAAUUUUGGAUAGAUGAUCAUGUAAUUUUUGUCGACUACAUUAGGAAAUGCGCAUUCAUUUGGAAGCUGGUCACAGGUUAUUCUC
Messenger RNA from Corylus avellana, 4119 nucleotides. Its product is annotated as DNA polymerase I A, chloroplastic/mitochondrial. Gene Ontology annotation, biological process: DNA-templated DNA replication; double-strand break repair. The record is from RefSeq and is a predicted model, not a curated record. Gene Ontology annotation, molecular function: 3'-5' exonuclease activity; DNA-directed DNA polymerase activity; DNA binding. Lineage: Eukaryota; Viridiplantae; Streptophyta; Magnoliopsida; Fagales; Betulaceae.